Pediculus humanus corporis (human body louse) is the source of this 894-nucleotide messenger RNA. Its product is annotated as succinate-CoA ligase, beta subunit, putative. Gene Ontology annotation, cellular component: mitochondrion; succinate-CoA ligase complex. Bases 1 to 894 code for a protein of 297 amino acids. The record is from RefSeq and is a predicted model, not a curated record. Gene Ontology annotation, biological process: succinyl-CoA metabolic process; tricarboxylic acid cycle. NCBI's taxonomy places the organism in Eukaryota, Metazoa, Arthropoda, Insecta, Psocodea, Pediculidae. The transcript is spliced from 6 exons. Gene Ontology annotation, molecular function: ATP binding; succinate-CoA ligase (ADP-forming) activity.
AUGAUUGGACAAUACCUUGUUACAAAGCAAACUGGAGAAAAAGGAAGAAUAUGCAAUUCUGUAAUGGUAACAGAAAGGAAAUUUCCAAGAAAGGAAUAUUACUUUGCCGUUAUGAUGGAAAGAUCUUUUGCUGGCCCAGUUAUUAUAGCUUCUAGUGAAGGUGGUGUAAACAUUGAAGACGUUGCUGCUGAAAAUCCAAAUGCAAUAAUUUAUGAACCUGUCGAUAUAAAAAAAGGUCUCACUGAAGAACAAGCAAAAAAAAUUACAAGUGCUGUUGGCUUGGAUGAGGAAAUGAGCACCACUGUUGACAUGCUUAUGAAAUUAUAUAAUUUGGCCAUGGAGAAAGACGCUUUGCUUGUUGAGGUCAAUCCUUACGCUGAAGAUGUCAAUGGAGGCUUUUUUUGUUUGGAUGCAAAAUUCAGAUUCGAUGACAAUGCUGAUUUUCGUCAAAAAGAAUUAUUCGACCUUAGAGAUUGGUCUCAAGAGAUCCGAAGAAGGGAUAUCGGAUGUCUUGUGAAUGGAGCUGGUUUGGCCAUGGCCACGAUGGACAUUAUUAAAUUGUACGGUGGAGAACCGGCAAACUUUUUAGACGUUGGAGGAGGUGCCACUGCUAGCGCCGUCAAAGAAGCUUUUAAAAUUAUUACAUCUGAUCCAAAGGUACAUGCUAUUUUGGUAAAUAUUUUCGGUGGAAUAAUGAGAUGUGAUGUUAUCGCAGAAGGUAUCAUAGCAGCAGCCAAAGAGUUGAAUUUGGUUUUACCAAUUAUUGUUAGGCUUCAGGUAUGUUUCUCCCACCCCACCACCACCCACCCCCCGCAUGAUUUUAAAUUCGACUGUAUAGUUUUUACUUUUAUUUUUUUUGCUUGUAGUAAAAAUUUUAGUGGUUGUUGUAGUUAA